AUGCAGCAUCACCGCCCCAAAAUUAAUAAAAUCCUUUUCCGCGCGACGGUGGCGACGGCGGGGACUUCCGUCCAGGAGGGGGCGUUGGUAUCCGUGUGGGGGGCCGUCCUCUGGAGCGCGGGGACCCUGUUGUGGGCCGGCUCUACGCUGGGGCUGGUCCACAAGGCCAACGUCUUGGCGUGCACCUUGCUCGUGGGCGUGUGGGCCACGCUUCAGUUCGGGACCAUCUACCGCGACGGCCCCGACGCCGCAAGACUCCUGGAAAGGCUGCUGUUCGCCUGCUUUCCACUGCCAGCCGCCGCGAUCCUCACCUGGGCAGGCGUUGCGUUCGGGGGGGCGACGUACGCGGCCCCAUGCGUUGCCCUGUUCAUGUACGCCGCGGUCGGCCUGUACGCGGUACCGCUGCGCUCUGGGCUGGGGGGGGGCGGAGCUGGUGGGAUCUCCGUCGACUACCGGCUGCUGGUGUGGGCGGGCGGGGCGGUGAGAUGGAAGUCGCUGCAGAAGGUCGCCUUGGCUGCCUCCUUGCCGUGGCCGAUGCUGCUGUCGCUACGAUCCAAGGGCGUGCUGUGGUGGGCGACGCCGGGGCUCGGCCGUAGGCUGGACAAGAUUCUAUCGGUGGGGGGUGCAGUGUCCCUGCUGGUCCUGUGCGAGACGUCCAAGUCUUUGGUGCUGCUGCCCGUCUUCCGACCCUUUUUGUUCUCCGCGCCCCGGCCCCCCCUCGACUCGCUCCUCGCCUCCGCCGUGCUCGCCUGCCUGGCGGCGGCCUGGUUCGCGCAGGGGCGCGCCGGACAAAGAGGCGUCUACGCCGCGCGCGCCCUCACCGUGGCAUCAGUAAGGUGUUUGGGACUGUUGCUGGGCGUGGAGCAGGCGGUGAUGCCGCUGUUCGACUUGUCCGCCUUCGCGCUGUCCAUGCUGGUCUUCUCGGGGAGGCGGGACCUCAAGGCCUACGUGGUGGGGGUUGCCGGCGUGUCGUCCUUCAUCCUGUGGUUUUCGUGGCAGACCGUGUGGCACCUGAGCUUCAGCUUCGCGCUGCCGCUGGGGCCUCGGCACUGGGAGGGAGGGGCGACGUCGUCGUCUCCACCGCUGUCGUCGUCGUUGUCGCUGCAGCAGGUCUCGGCGUGUUGCGCGGCCCUGUCCUUCGGGGUGUUGCUGGUGCCGGGGAUGGUGGCCUUCGGCGUGCGGCAGGUGGCGAUAGGCGUCGUUUUCGGCCUGCACGCCGUGGUCCUGAUGCUGCUCGAGAUCGUUCUCGUCGGCGCGGAGGCGCGGGACCCCUGGCAGCUGGACGGGCUGUACCCGCUCCCGCUGGUGGCGCUGACGGGUGUUCUGGGAAUCUGGAUGGCGUUUCGACUCGUGCGGGACCACGGGGUAGACCCCCUGUUCUUGUGGGUACCCGGGAGCAUUGGCGCCGCCAAGAUGCUGGCGUAUUUCUUGGCAGUCCUCGUCCCGACAGAUGGAGAAUCUCCGGAGAUGUCCUACCUGUUCACGGUCGUCCCGAUCGUCUCGCUAGCCAUGGCCGCCGCCGCCCCGUUCGCGCUCUUCCGGAGAACGCCUCCUACACAGGCUGCUGUCGGAACCCGCCUCGGAAGCGGGGAACCCGUAGGUUCAGGGAUCGCCGAGGACUGGUCGGGCCCUAUGGUCCCACUAGAGGUGAAAGCUUAG
Molecule: messenger RNA, 1659 nt
Organism: Ectocarpus siliculosus
Lineage: Eukaryota; Phaeophyceae; Ectocarpales; Ectocarpaceae
Source: the annotation of a GenBank genome assembly